AUGGAUGUUCAGAAGUAUUUGCUACGCAUUGGGUACGCGGGACCAGCUUUGCCAACGCCGACCCUGGACGCGCUCCAGCGUGUACACUGCUGUCAACUGAGGACUGUCCCGUUCGAGAACCUCACCAUCCACAGCGGGGGGCGCGUCCGACUCGACCUCCCGCACCUCUAUGAUAAAAUUGUUAACCACCGCCGCGGAGGGUUCUGCUUCGAGAAUAACGGGCUGUUCUCCUGGUUUCUGUCAGAAAUGGGAUUCGAGGUCACCAUCCUAGCGGGACAGGUGAGAAACGCCAUCACAGGGCGGUAUGGCCCGCCGAACGACCACUUAAUCUCAAUGGUGACGCUCGAGGGGCACCGGUGGCUGAGUGACGUGGGAUUUGGUGGGUCAGGGUUCGAGUUCCCCAUGUCCUUAGAGACUGAAGAACCCCAGAAGCAGGGCCACAGAGUGUACAGGAUCAGACAAGAGGGAGAGAUGCGCUUUCUGGAGUGGCAAGAUGAAGAGAAGAGAGAAACUGGGCUCUGGACUGAGCUAUACAAGUUCACUCUGGAUACACGCUGCAGAGAAGACUUCAUAGAGAUGUGUGACUACCAUCAGAGCUCCCCUAGCUCCAUCUUCUUCUGUAAGUCUCUCUGCUCCAUCCUGAAGCCCACCGGGAGGCUCACCUACAUGGGCCACAGACUCAUCACCACCAAGUUUCCCUCAGAGGAAGGAGGGAAUGUGACUAAAACGACCAGAGAGCUGACUGAGGAAGAGAUUCCCGACAUACUAAAGGAGGAGUUCGGAAUCGUGCUGGAAUCUCCACUUGUCCCAAAGGAUGAAGCUAUCACACCACCCCCCAUCAUGUAUUAA
Molecule: messenger RNA, 849 nt
Organism: Coregonus sp. 'balchen'
Lineage: Eukaryota; Metazoa; Chordata; Actinopteri; Salmoniformes; Salmonidae
Source: the annotation of a GenBank genome assembly